UGUCUCUCGCCAUCUUGGGAGGGGAAGGUUGAGCAAGGGCGGAGAGGAAGAGAGAGAGAGAGAGCUGUCGAGAGCUUCCGUUUAUCUGCGAGGUCAGAGAAGGCAGACUACGCGUUACGGUGGUGCUGUUGAAAAAACAGGAUGAAAAUGGCUUGGCAACCUCAGGAAGAAGGACUGAGACAAAUUUUGACGCUGCUCAAGGAGUCGCAGAGCCCGGACACGGCGACCCAGCGUGCCGUACAACAAAAAUUGGAAGAGUUAAACAAAUUUCCAGAUUUUAAUAACUACUUGAUAUUUGUUUUGACAAAACUUACAUCAGAAGAUGAACCUACCAGGUCUCUGAGUGGACUGAUACUUAAGAACAAUGUAAAAACUCAUUUCCAUAAGUUUUUACCAGAAGUUAUAAAUUUCAUAAAACAAGAAUGUCUAUCGGCAGUUGGAGAUCCGUCUCCGCUGAUUCGUGCAACCGUUGGUAUUUUAAUCACUACCGUUGCAUCAAAAGGUGACUUAACAACUUGGCCAGAGUUAUUGCCAGCAUUAUGUCAAAUGUUAGAUUCGCAAGAUUACAACGUGUGCGAAGGCGCGUUUGGCGCGUUACAGAAGAUUUGUGAAGAUUCAGCGGAAACAUUGGACUCAGAUGCUCUAAAUCGUCCUCUGAAUAUUCUGAUACCUAAAUUCCUUCACUUUUUUAGACACUCAAGUCCCAAAAUCAGAUCCCAUGCGAUAGCGUGUGUCAACCAAUUUAUUAUUCAACGCACGCAAGCUCUUAUGAUACACAUAGACAGUUUUCUGGAAAAUCUCUUCCAUCUAGCUUCAGAUGAAGAUUCUGAAGUUAGAAAAAAUGUAUGCAGGGCUUUGGUUAUGCUGUUAGAAGUACGAAUGGAUAGAUUAAUACCACAUAUGCACAAUAUAAUAGAAUAUAUGUUAAUGAGAACUCAAGAUGCUGACGAGGGAGUAGCAUUGGAAGCGUGUGAAUUUUGGUUGUCACUUGCAGAGCAACCGAUUUGUAAAGAAGCACUUGCACCACAUCUGACACGAUUAGUACCUAUUUUAGUAAGAGGUAUGAAGUAUUCCGAAAUUGACAUAAUCCUUCUUAAAGGAGAUGUAGAAGAAGAUGAAAUGAUACCGGAUAGAGAAGAGGAUAUCCGACCACGUUUUCAUAAAUCAAAGACACAUCACUCUCAUCACGCUAACGGCAUGGGUAGACAACACACAGACGACGUAAACGUCAGUAUAAACAAUGGAUGUGAUGAUGAAGACAUAGAUGUUGAGGAUGGAUCUGAUGACGAUUCAACUUUGAGCGAUUGGAACUUGAGGAAGUGCUCAGCUGCAGCGUUAGAUGUGUUAGCUAACGUUUUCAGAGAAGAUCUUCUUCCUGUUUUGGUACCUAUCUUAAAAGAAACUCUUUUUCACCCUUCUUGGGAAAUUAAAGAGUCCGGUAUCUUAGCAUUGGGAGCUAUCGCUGAAGGUUGUAUGAGCGGUAUGAUUCCUCAUCUAUCUGAGUUGAUACCUUACUUGAUUGGCUGUCUAAGUGAUAAAAAGGCUCUCGUUCGAGCCAUAACUUGCUGGACGCUAAGUCGUUAUGCACAUUGGGUUUGUGCACAACCACAUGAAACUCAUUUAAAACCUCUUAUGACAGAGUUGCUCAAAAGAGUGCUUGACAGUAAUAAACGUGUUCAAGAAGCUGCGUGCUCCGCUUUUGCGACUUUAGAAGAAGAAGCCUGCACCGAGCUGGUUCCAUAUCUUGGAUUCAUUCUUGAAACACUUGUUUUUGCUUUCGGUAAAUAUCAGCAUAAAAAUCUUCUGAUAUUGUACGAUGCAAUCGGCACUCUCGCUGAUUCUGUAGGACAUCACUUGAACCGACCAGAUUACAUUAAUCUCCUUAUGCCACCUCUUAUUAACAAGUGGAAUGUUUUAAAGGAUGAAGACAAGGAUCUAUUUCCUUUGUUAGAAUGUUUAUCUUCGGUAGCGACUGCAUUGCGUUCUGGUUUCUUACCAUAUUGCGAACCAGUUUAUAGGCGGUGUGUGUCGCUUGUCGAACAGACACUGAAUCAACAUAUAGCAAGCACUCAAAGCCCGGAACAAUUCGAGGCGCCUGAUAAAGAUUUCAUGAUAGUAGCAUUGGAUCUUCUUAGUGGAUUAGCUGAAGGACUGGAUGGUCACAUGGAACGUUUAGUAAUGAAUAGCAAUGUUAUGCAGCUGUUAUAUCAGUGUAUGCAAGAUAGCAUGCCUGAAGUUCGCCAGAGCAGCUUUGCUUUAUUAGGAGACCUCACGAAAGCUUGCUUCCAACAUGUGCUCCCCUGUAUACCCGAGUUUAUGCCUAUACUUGGACAAAAUUUGCAUCCACAAUUUAUAUCAGUGUGUAACAAUGCAACCUGGGCGAUCGGCGAAAUUUCGAUAAAACUUGGACCUGAUACAAGUGCAUAUAUUCCAUUGAUUCUGACACAGCUUAUCGAAAUAAUUAACCGACCAGACACACCAAAAACACUGUUAGAAAAUACAGCCAUAACGAUCGGUCGCCUAGGUUAUGUGUGUCCCCACGACGUCGCCCCCAUGUUACAGCAGUUUGUCCGCCAGUGGUGUACUUCGUUACGAAGCAUAAGAGAUAAUGAAGAGAAAGAUUCUGCCUUCAGAGGCAUGUGUCAAAUGAUAACUGUCAAUCCAGCCGGUGUUGUUCCGGACUUCAUCUUUUUCUGCGAUGCUGUGGCAUCAUGGUCGGCGCCAAAAGAAGACUUGAAAGAGAUGUUUCAAAAAAUCUUGUUCACUUUCAAAAAUCAAGUGGGUGAAGAAAACUGGAAGCGUUUCUCUGAUCAAUUUCCACCGCAGCUCAGUGAGCGGCUCCAUAAUAUGUACGGUGUCUGAAUAGCUCCCCCUAAAAAUGAAGGCCGCUUACCGGAGCAGGCCGAACGGGGUUGGGUGGGAAACAAUGGGCGAAUGGGACGGGUGGGUGAAACCACGGCCUCUUCUCACCAACAUCGUUGUCGUUACCGUAUCAUCGUAGUAUGCAUCGUCGUUAUUUUGGGGAGAAUGUUGCACGCUGGGCAUUUAGCCUCGGCGGCGAAUAAGCUUCAAGUUCGACGAAAGUAAGAAACGGGAAAGUCUCUUGAGAAAGAAGCAACUUAAAAACAAGGAGAACGACAAGAAAUAAGUACUGGCCGGAAAAGUAAACGCGUGGGU
Pseudomyrmex gracilis is the source of this 3177-nucleotide messenger RNA. RefSeq names its product transportin-1 (gene Tnpo). Gene Ontology annotation, biological process: protein import into nucleus. NCBI's taxonomy places the organism in Eukaryota, Metazoa, Arthropoda, Insecta, Hymenoptera, Formicidae. The coding region runs from base 142 to 2862 and encodes 906 amino acids. The transcript is spliced from 15 exons. Gene Ontology annotation, cellular component: nucleus; cytoplasm. The record is from RefSeq and is a predicted model, not a curated record. Gene Ontology annotation, molecular function: small GTPase binding; nuclear import signal receptor activity.